UUUUCCGUGGCCAGAAUGAAUUUUGUUGGGUCAUUUGUUCUUUUCCUGCAAAAAUCAAUGUUUCAGUUUCUCAAGUUUCUCUCCGACCUAUAAUGGUGUUUUGUUGUUGAAUGAUCUACCAAUAAAAUUAUCGGAGUGUUUGUCGCAAAGUUUCAGCAGAAAGGUACAAACUUUCCAAGUUUGAAGGAGAAGGUAAGUGAAGGGUAUUAUGGCACAGUUCACUACGCAGGGUCGGCUGAAGCUGCUCUUCAAUGGGGAGGGCGUGUCUUCUAUUUUGGAGCAGAAGGACCCUUUUCUCUACAAGUGCAGAUCAGUUCAGACCAGCAAGCGAAGACCAAGGUGCAUGGGUUCUUCUGCUAGGAUUUACUAUGCUUCAAAAUCAUCUUUGUGUAACAGAAGCAACCGUUGUAAUGCGCGGACAAGCUCCACUGCUGGAAAUGGGAGUGUUCAUGAUGAGGAUGAGGAUGACGAUGAGGACGAUGAUUUUGAUGAGGAUGAUGAUGUGUUUGACGGAGAUGGCUUGUCUUGCUUCCGUGGUUUGGUGUUGGACAUAGCUUACAGGCCAGUAAAUGUCGUAGGCUGGAAACGUGCUAUAUGUUUGGAGUUUAUGGAGAAGGCUGAUGUACUGGAGUAUUAUACUAAGACAGUGAACUCCCCUAGUGGAUCUUUCUAUAUACCAGCUGUCUUAAGGGUUCCUCAUUUACUUCAGGUUGUUAAAAGAAGAAUAAUCAAGAACAAUCUUAGUCGAAAAAAUAUACUAUUUCGAGACAAUUACACCUGUCAGUAUUGCUCUUCACGUGAGAAUUUGACCAUUGAUCAUGUUGUGCCCGCUGCGUUAGGUGGAGAAUGGACAUGGGAAAAUCUAGUGACUGCUUGUGCCAAAUGCAACUCCAAAAAGGGUAAAAAAACUUUGGAGGAGGCAAAAAUGAAGUUGAUUAAGGCCCCAAAGGCUCCAAAGGACUAUGACAUUCUUGCCAUACCUCUAACUGCUGCGGCCCUAAGAAUGCUGACAUUAAGAAAGGGAACACCUGAAGAAUGGCGUCAGUAUCUUAGGUCUCCUUGAGUUAACACUCGGUGAUAGCUGUAUAGUCCUGCAUGUCAUGAAAACUGAAUUUAUCCUUGGGCACCCCCCAGAAUAAAUAGAAAUUGAAGAAAGAAAAAAGAAAAAAGAAAAUCUUGAUUUUUAGGUUAUUUUAAGAUACUUCAACUUUGUAAAGAAAUUCAUUGUAAACAAGGCUCUCCAAUCACAACGAU
Molecule: messenger RNA, 1254 nt
Organism: Vigna unguiculata (cowpea)
Lineage: Eukaryota; Viridiplantae; Streptophyta; Magnoliopsida; Fabales; Fabaceae
Product: HNH endonuclease
Source: RefSeq, a predicted model, not a curated record